CUCUUUGCCUAUUUUACUCACCCAAAUUUUAUUAGAAAGAAAGAAAAAACAAACCACUGCCUAAUUUUUUCCUAACAGAAUAGAUUUCCAAUUUCCUGCCAAAAUGAAGUGGCCAAUGCCGAGCGGAUGGCAAUUCAUCAUCAACGGCAGCUUAGUCGUUGCUUUAGUUUGCAUCAUCCAUUCAAUCGAUGAGAUUCGUUUUGAGAGUCUCUUCAAGUUGGAUAGAAUACCCUUAUUGCAUCCCAAAACAUUUCACCAUUCAAUCAGCGAGGCCAUUUUAGGGAAUACGCCACCGAAUAGUACAAUAUUCCUAGCCACCACAACCACCGAAAUCCCCAUGCCCCAGCAAAAAUUCCAAUUCCCACUCAACUGCACAUUCGGUAGCCAUCUAACUUGCCCGGCAAACUACUACCCAACGAGCUUCCCCUCCCAAGAUGAUCAAGACAGUCCAUCAACCACUACUACGUGUCCGGAUUACUUCCGUUGGAUCUACGAGGACCUACGACCGUGGAAGGAGACCGGGAUCACGAGGGAGAUGGUGGAGGAGAGGGCAAGGGUUGAGUCCAACUUCAGGCUGGUGAUACUCAACGGAAGGGCCUACGUUGAGAGAUACAGGAAGGGGUUUGAGACCAGGGAUCUUUUUACGCAGUGGGGAAUCCUACAGUUGUUGCGGAGGUACCCCGGGAAAUUACCUGAUUUGGACCUAGUGUUCAGUGUCUCGGACAGGCCAGUUAUCAAAUCAGCGGAUUACAGUACUCGGCCCAAUGCAACGGCCCCACCUCCAUUGUUCCGGUAUUGCGGAACAGAUGACACAUUGAGCAUCGUUUUUCCUGAUUGGUCGUAUUGGGGAUGGGCAGAGGUAAAUAUAAAACCAUGGGAGAGAAUAUUAGAGGAACUAAAACAAGGAGACAAGAGAUGGAUGGAUAAGGAGGCUUAUGCAUACUGGAAAGGCACCCCGCUUUCUCGAAAUAGAAGGGAUCUCCUCAAAUGCAAUAUCUCCGACAAACAAGACUGGGGUGCUCGCUUGUACAUACUGGAUUGGAAGAAAGAAAGACAGGAAGGGUUCAAGCAAUCAAACUUGGCCAGCCAGUGUAUGCACAGGUACAAGAUAUACCUUGAAGGAUUCGGAUGGUCAGUGAGUGAAAAAUAUAUUCUUGCAUGUAAUUCUGUUACCUUACUGGUAAAGCCACGUUACUAUGAUUUCUUCACAAGAGGCUUGAUGCCGAUGCACCACUAUUGGCCCCUAAAAGAGUACGACCAGUGCAGAUCUAUUAAGUUUGCCGUUGAAUGGGGCAACAACCAUGAGCAAGAGGCACAAGAUAUUGUGAAGACGGCAAGUGACUUCAUUCAAGAGGAUUUGAAGAUGGAUUAUGUGUAUGAUUACAUGUUUCAUGUCUUGAGAGAAUAUGCCAAACUCCUAAGAUACAAGCCCACUAUACCUGAAAGGGCAAUCGAAAUAUGUUCGGAGACAUUGGCUUGUCCUGCGGUAGGAUUACACAACGCGUUUAUGAUGGAAUCAAUGGUGAAGGGUCCAACAGACGUGAGCCCAUGUAACAUGCCUCCUCCAUAUGAUCCUCAUGCAUUUCGUACGCUUCUCAAAAGCAAAGCAAAUUCAGUUAGCCUAGUCGAGUUGUGGGAGCAGAGAUACUGGGAGAAUCAAGCUAAACAUAAUUAG
Molecule: messenger RNA, 1675 nt
Organism: Rhododendron vialii
Lineage: Eukaryota; Viridiplantae; Streptophyta; Magnoliopsida; Ericales; Ericaceae
Exons: 6
Coding region: 104-1675 (523 amino acids)
Source: RefSeq, a predicted model, not a curated record